This is a messenger RNA of Diprion similis, 702 nucleotides long. RefSeq names its product hemolymph lipopolysaccharide-binding protein-like. The record is from RefSeq and is a predicted model, not a curated record. The transcript is spliced from 4 exons. Gene Ontology annotation, molecular function: signaling receptor activity. NCBI's taxonomy places the organism in Eukaryota, Metazoa, Arthropoda, Insecta, Hymenoptera, Diprionidae. Bases 1 to 702 code for a protein of 233 amino acids.
AUGGUUAUGGCUAAAACACAUGCCUCAAGUAUUCGAGGAGCGGGUACCGAAAUAAGCCUCAGUCAGCUUCGUGAGGACUACUUGAGACGUCGAAACCUCUCAGCCAUGACGAUCAUCCCUGGUGUGAUUCAAAUAGUGUUCUAUGUCACAUUGGCAAUGGCACAAAAUCCACCCAAUUGUCCAUCUACGGUAAACUGGUUUCAUCAAGCUACAUUCAAUUGCAACUGGGAUUCCAAUUAUUUGUGGGGGCCGCCCUACGUGCCGUGGAAUCAAUAUUUACAAAGAAGAGACGAUUACACGUACACGCCGGGUAUCGGCGGUUACAAAGUUCACACGCGAGCUGUUCCGUGGAACGAGGGUCGUUUGAUUUGCAACCAGGAAGGCGGAUACUUGGCCAUUCUCAACUCUAAAGCCGAGGCGAAUGUAGUCGGCGAGUUGUUCAGAAAUGCACCGCCAAUCACUGGAUCAACUAGUGAGCAGUUUGCCGCCAUUGGAUUUCACGACCGUUUUCGGCAAGGCCAAUUUGUGACCAUUCACAGUCAGACAUUAGAGAAAGCUGGUUUCAGCGAGUGGGCAGAUGGACAACCAGACAAUUGGCAUAAUAACGAACAUUGCGGAUCCUUGUACAAAAGAACUGGCAAACUCAACGAUGUCAAUUGCGAUAUCCCGUUGGGUUUUAUAUGCGAGAUACCAGUCUUAUAA